GGCUUUUUGGGGGGCUCUCUGAGGGGGCUUUGCCUUUACCUUUGCAUUUCGUCUCUUCCAUUUUAGAAGACUAAACCUGACCCUGGGGAUAAUAUUAAAGCCAGGCGCCCAUGGAGGACCCAGAAGGAAACACCAUGGUCUUCUCCAUUCUGAAAUCAUUCAACAACUUCAUGUCUCAGUCGGUGGAGCAAACAUCUAAUUUGGCCUCCCCAGAGUCUCCACAAGGCUCUCUCCACAAGAACUACCAGCAGAUGAUGAAGCUGGAGGAUCAGGCCGGAAAAAUCCACUCCGGGGCCCGGCUCCUGCAGGUGGAACGGGAGAAAAUGCAAAUGGAGCUGAGUCACAAAAGGGCUCGCAUUGAACUUGAGAAGGAGGCUAAUACAAAUGCGAGGAACUUUGAGCGGGAAGCUGACCGCAAUCAAGAUCUCCUGCAACGCAUCAAGCAGUGUCAGGAAAGAGAAAUGGAGAUGGAAAAUAAGCUUCAGGAACAAAUUGAAAUCAACAAAAACUGCCAGAAGAACACAGAGUCUUUGAAUAAGAAGUUGCAAGAGAAGGAGAAGAAACUGGCUGAAGCCAAUGAGACAAUCAGUUUGCUGAAAGGGAAGAUAGCAGAUUUGCAGUGGAACUUAAUGAACCAGGAGAUGCAAAUGAAGAGCCAAGAAUCGGAGAAGCAGGAGCUGACGGAACAGCUGGAUGUACUACACAAACAAUGGCAAGAAGCCAGUCAGCAAAUUCAGGCUCUGCAAGCAAGGGAAGAGCUUCUGAUUGAGAUGGAACAGAAAGUUCAGGAUCUAGAACAAAAGCUCUCAUUGCAAGAACAAGAUGCUAUAAUUGUGAAGAACAUGAAGACUGAGCUGGCACAAUUUCCAAAAAUGGAGCGGGAGCUGCAGCAACUUAGAGAGGAGAAUGCUUACCUUAGGGAAAUGAAAGAAAACAAUGGAUUGCUCAGAGAAGAAGUGGAGGGUCUCCAGAGGAAACUAGAACGCUAUGAGAAGGUUCAAGCAGAAUUGGUGACUUUGGAGUUGGAGAAGGAGAAACUUCAGAGAAAGUUGAAUACUUGGGAGAAAUUGGAUCAGAGCACUGGUUUGGAUAUCAAGAGCCCCGAUGAUCUCUCCAGGCAUGUUGUUGCCCUUCAGCAACGGGAAAUUGUUCUGAAAGAACAGAACUCUGCCAUCUCCAGCAGUGCCAGGCUGUUGGAAAAAGCUCGGAAGCAGCUCCAAGAGGAGUUAUUGAAGGUCCAGAAUCAGCUUCUGGAGGAGAAGAAAAAACGUGAGCAGCAUGAAGCUCUGGCUAAGUGCUUGCAGAAGCAUGUGCAUCUACUCAUCAAGGCACGGGAUGGAAUGAGAGCAAUCCUGGAGUCCUAUGAUAGUGAGCUGAACCCAUCGGAGCACUCUCCACAGCUGAGCUUCCGGGUUCGGGAGGCUGAGGAAAUGGUGCAGAAAGUAGAAGCGCACUGUACAGAAAUAGAGGCUCAGUUGUCCCAGACUUUGGAAGAAGCAGGAAACCAGAAGAAAAGGGCAGAUAUGCUGGAGGUAGAGCUGCAGAUGCUGAAGAGCCAAGCAUCCACAACAGAUUCAAGCGCCUUCAUUGCCAGAGAGGAGACGAAUGCUUUGAGAUUAAAGAUCGAAGAACUGGAGACUGAAAGGAGGCGGUUAGAAGAGGAGAACAGGUCUCUGGAGAUGAAGCUGGAACAGUUUACCCUUCAGGGCUAUCAUGAUCCCACUAAAACCAAAGUGCUCCACUUCAGUAUGAACCCAGCCAGCCUGGCCAAGCAACAGCGCCUUGAGGAGCAGGCGCAACUGCGAGAAGAGUGCGAACGCUUGAGAGAAGUGGUCAGAGCCCUGGAAGGAGGAGGAGCGCUCCCAGAAAAACUUGAGGGAGCUGUAAAUCUCCAAUCGACCCAAGAAAUUGCAGAACUAAAGAAACAAGUGGAGAGUGCGGAGCUGAAAAACCAGCGCUUGAAAGAAGUUUUCCGAACCAAGAUCCAGGAGUUCCGCAAGGUCUGUUACAAGCUGACUGGUUAUCAGAUUGACAUGACGACGGAGAACCAGUACCGGCUCACUUCCCUCUAUGCUGAGAACAGAGAGGACUGCUUGAUCUUUAAGGCUGCCAGGUCCUCCGGUGCAAAGAUGCAGCUCCUGGAAACGGAGUUUUCCCGCACAGUCCACGAACUGAUUGAGCUCCACUUGCUGCAGCAGGACAGCAUCCCGGCAUUCCUCAGCGCCAUCACCCUGGACCUUUUCAGCCGCCAGACCAUCAUCACCUAACUGUGACUGAAUAUAAAAUGAUAACGUUCAAUGUCUUUUGGAAUUUAAAGAGCACACCCUCCCCAAAGAAUUAAUAGAGAGUAAGGUGGAAAUAGGUCCUCCAGAUGUUGGGCAGAAGCUUCUCUGCCUUCCUUGCCAUUGGUUUUGUUGGCUGGCUAUGAUGGGAGUUGCAGGCUGACAAAAAUCUGGAGGGCUGGGAUGCAGCCAUUUCUGGGGCCCUUGCACACUAUGUAGUUUGGGUUCCUGUGUUACGGUUCCACUUUAUUGUGCCAUGGUUCCACUUUAGCUGUCCUGGCAACAUCCUAUGACGUGUUGGGAUUGGCAAUUAGGGGCAUUUAUAAUACUCAGUUCUGAGUGCUUCUCAGAACUGCAAAUUCCAGGAUUCAGUAGGAUGGAACCAUGGCAAAGUGGAAUCAUAGUACUAGAAUGGAAUAGUGUGCAGUGUUCAAAAGAAUAGGAUAUCACCUGACGCUGAUAGAGAUAGAAAGUGGACCAACCUGUGCAAAAAUGUACUACUUCUCUUAUCGUUGGCAUGUAAAGGACAAGGCCCUGUUAAGUUGGAGGCAAGAGGCUGGGCUUUUGCUUUGCUUUUUUGCAACCUGCCUAGAUAACUUUUGUUAUUAGGCAGCUUAAAAAUACAAUAUAUUGGCAUUUCAGGUGAUCCCUCAGUUUUAUUGAUAUCCAGAUCUUUCUGCUCCCUUUUAUUUUAGUGCCCUGGUGCUGAUUUUAAUGUUUCCUCUUCUCAGUUUCUACUGGAAAUCUGUACCCAUGGGAGCGGACUGGGAUUUUGAUGCAGAUCGCCUUUUGUCAAUUGCUCUUCUUUCCAUUUUGUAAGGGCUGAGAUGGGAUUUGUUUGUAAGCACCACAACCACGAUUUAGAGGAUUUUCCCAAUAAAGCAUCACUUGAGCACUGA
Sceloporus undulatus (fence lizard) is the source of this 3181-nucleotide messenger RNA. It is a transcript of the gene MAD1L1, whose product is annotated as mitotic arrest deficient 1 like 1. Gene Ontology annotation, cellular component: nuclear envelope; mitotic spindle; kinetochore. Bases 111 to 2267 code for a protein of 718 amino acids. Gene Ontology annotation, biological process: attachment of mitotic spindle microtubules to kinetochore; mitotic spindle assembly checkpoint signaling. Lineage: Eukaryota; Metazoa; Chordata; Lepidosauria; Squamata; Phrynosomatidae. The transcript has 18 exons. The record is from RefSeq and is a predicted model, not a curated record.